Molecule: messenger RNA, 2158 nt
Organism: Marasmius oreades (fairy-ring Marasmius)
Lineage: Eukaryota; Fungi; Basidiomycota; Agaricomycetes; Agaricales; Marasmiaceae
Exons: 14
Coding region: 322-2010 (562 amino acids)
Source: RefSeq, a predicted model, not a curated record
UCCAGGAUUGGCAGAGGUCCAGGAAAUGCUGAAAAGUCGGCAAGUCGGACUACCAAAUUUUCAUUCCGAGUUGACCAUAACUGAACCAGGCGGACAUCUAUGAGGAUAACAAUGCUAUACAUACCUGACGACUGUGCUCAGCUGUGGGAACGAUGGAACUGAGUUGGACCUUUGAGCCCACGAUAUCUCCUGCAUCAGCAUCAUGGCAGGGUUGACAUUUUGAGGGCAAUAUACAGCUUUACUGCCGCCCUGUCUUCCUCACUCUUAUACAACCACCAUCGCCCAUCUCUUUUUCCUUUAGCCACCACACACCGGUCGAAAAUGGAGGUAUUGACUGGUGCAUCCAAAGUCAAUAUUGGCAGAGGAAACUUUUCAAAUAUUGGAAGGGAUCAAUUCAACGAUUGCACGAUUAUUCAGACACGAGAGAAGAGGACGAAGGUUGGCAGGGACCUACCAGGACUCUCCGAGUACACCGAAAUCAAGCGUGGCGACAUCUACAAGGACAACGACGUCUGUUAUUCUUGGCAGUUGUGCUCUAAUGGGAAUGACGAUACGGAGGCGGCCGUGUAUGUUGCACGGAUUAUGAUUGGCGGCCAGUUUGGGCAGAACAGGUACACUGUGAAAACGUAUCGUGGGCGAAAUGCGAAAAAGGAAUGGAGGCGAGAUUUUUCGCGAUGUUCUGAGGACUGGCUCAGAAACAUCCCACUUUUUGGUUACAACAAGUCGUCGGUUCCGUCGUUGAUAUUCUGUGGAGAGCUCGUACCCGUUGCAUAUAUGGAACCUCGAAUGGGAUGGGUGGGGUUACUUUAUCUUGAGUUACUGAGGGCCAGCUUGGGAUGUUCAAGGAAUGAGCUGUGGAUGGAUCCCACGCAGGGAAGACUCUGUCGUGGACCGAGUGGGCCAAAAUGUUACAAUUGGCCGGAACAAGACUUCGAUGGCAUAGUUCCUUCCAAUGUGGAAUUCCUGAAAGAGGAGGUUGUCAUCCGAUACUUCGCUAGUAAGGAACACGAUCGGGCACUUCUUUAUACGCUUAGUUAUAGUUGCCAUUCUGAAAUACUUGACGGCGAUAUCCCGGCAACCAGUCACACCCACGUCAUUUCUGGUUUGACAGACUCAACAAUCGCUUUCUUCGAGAGUGUACGGUGGGAGAGUUGGACAGAUUGCCUUGGAAAAGGGCAAGAGAUGCCAGAUGGAGCAUCGAGGUUCCGUCUCAAAGAUGAUUGGCGCAAGAUAAAAGUAGAGUCUUUCGGCGAACGAUCCGCUUGGCUCUCACAAGCGUUGAGUGUUUUCCACGUUCACAACAUCUCAUUGGAUGAGGCCUUUCCACCUACACUCGUCUUCCCUUGGCUUAAGCUCACAGGCACACUUCAGAAAUCAGAACACAAGCGAAAAAGACGUCAAUUACUACAUACACCGAUUUAUUUGAUUGUCCUUCCUUCUCCUUAUCCCCUCUAUCAUUGGUCAUUGGAUCCAACUGGCCAAACGCCACCACUCUCGUCAGAAAUGUGCAAAUACCUUGGCCUUCCCCGCAAGCUCUUCCUCAAUGUGACUCACUGCCAAGAUUCCUGGCCAACCAGGGUCUACAAAUACAUUCAUGAUUACCAAAUCGCGAGGAAGUUUGACCCAAAAACCUCAGAUUUUGCACGAUUUCUUGGAUAUUCUAUAUUCACAGUCAUUCUCGUCGAAAACCGCUUCGAAGAAAUUGCCGAAGACUCGGAAGUUAAACUGUCGCCAAAGGUCGACAAUUCUGAAGGACACUCGGAACUGAGUCCAGGGUCAUUCGUGUCUGACGAAAACUGGGUGAAAGACCGAAGUCCCGAAGAGCCAGAUGAUUCUUUCUUGCUCGAAUUGCUAUUCAAGAAAACCGAAGGCUCCACGAAGGACGCUGAGACAACAAAUUCGGCGUCUCCUCAAAAAGCAGACUCGAUGCGUUCACUACUGGGCACAUUAUUUGCCCCAUUCACAUGGGAAGCCAUCGAGGGUUCGGGUAUCUCAGCUGCAGCGAUCUAGGUGGUAAGAUGGGCUUGGAUCCGGUGGAAAGUUGAACUAGAGUGUAAAUUUGACAAGGACAGAGCAGCAAUGUAGUUCAGAAACCUGCAGGAACCCGGUCGUGAACCACGGGUUCAAUAUUUCAAUGAUAGGGUCAUGUCAGUAUCAA